Messenger RNA from Bipolaris victoriae FI3, 159 nucleotides. RefSeq lists its product as hypothetical. The record is from RefSeq and is a predicted model, not a curated record. The transcript has a single exon. Bases 1 to 159 code for a protein of 52 amino acids. Lineage: Eukaryota; Fungi; Ascomycota; Dothideomycetes; Pleosporales; Pleosporaceae.
AUGUAUUGGGCACAUCCACAGUACACAACACUCCAUGUCCACUACACACAAAUGCCGCAAUACGAAGCAUUUUUGCUUUGUUCGGCUAGAUAUGCGCUGCCGCCUACCCCAGCUUUUGUAGCUCGCCUACCUGCCCUGCCGUUACGCUACCACCACUAA